Messenger RNA from Anisakis simplex (herring worm), 1728 nucleotides. Lineage: Eukaryota; Metazoa; Nematoda; Chromadorea; Rhabditida; Anisakidae. The record is from the annotation of a GenBank genome assembly.
AGUGAAUAUUUACCGGACGUUGACUUUCGUGUACGUUAUCUGAGUGGUUUUACGGGCAGUAAUGCUUACGUUGUGGUGACGAAUAAAGAAGCAUUAUUAUGGACCGAUGGAAGGUACACCAUUCAGGCAAAGAAGCAGUUGGGUGAUGGAUGGAAGAUAAUGGAAGAAGCAACACCGAAGUCGAUAACACCACUCGAUUGGAUUGUGCAUAAUAUGCCAACAAAUUCAGUAGUUGCAUUCGAUGCACAACUUCAUACUUACGGUGAUGCGACACGCAUUAUUGAUGUGUUGAAGAGUGCCAAUAUGAAGUGUUCGAUUCUGAACGAAAAUUUAGUGGAUAAAUUAUGGGUGGAUCGUCCACGGAGAAGUUCAAAUAAAGUAAUAGCGCUGGAGAAAAGUGAGCAUGGACAGGAAUCGAGUGACAAAAUAGAUGAAAUUCGUAAGAAGAUGAUGAAAAAGAAAUGUUCUUCUGCCAUAUUCACUGCGCUUGAUGAUAUUGCUUGGUUGUUGAAUAUUCGUGGUGCAGAUAUACCUUAUAAUCCGUUAGUGUAUUCGAACGUGUUGAUCACCGAAAAAGAGGCUCAUCUUUUCAUUGAUGAGAACAAAUUGGAUGAUAAUAUAAGGAAAAGAUUGCCGGUUAUCACUCAUGAUUACGAUCACACUGUGGACUGGUUGAAGAAUUGGAAUGAAGAGCAAAUAAGGAACAAUAGAGAGACACAUAAGGUGUUGCUGGCGGAUACGGUGAACUAUCAGAUCGGUUCUGUAUUUGGUAAGGACUUUGCGGUGGUGGGCGCUUCAUUGAUACAGAGUAUGAAGGCACGCAAAAACGACAUCGAAUUGGAACGAUCUCGAUUAGCGCAUAUGCGAGAUAGCGUUGCACUGGUCGAGUUCUUUUGUUGGUUGGAGAACGAGUUACGGAGUGGUAAUCAAGUGACCGAGUUGAAAGCCUGUGAGAAGGUGAAAGAAUUCCGUGAGAAGAAACCGUACUACGUGGAUCUGAGUUUCGAGACAAUCGCUGCAGUAGAUGAGCAUGCAGCAUCACCGCAUUAUGCGCCUGAUCAGAUCACUGGACAACGCGCCAUCACCGAGCAUUCGGUCUUUUUGCUCGAUUCCGGAGCUCAUUAUCGUGAUGGAACAACGGAUGUGACACGAACGGUGUCGUAUGCGAAUGAAUUGGAGGAUGAGUUGAAAUUCUUGAAUACUUUGGUUCUCAAAGGACAUAUUGACACGGCUAUGAUGCAGUUCCCUGAUGGAAUCAAUGGCAUACGAAUCGAUGUGAUCUCACGUCAACAUUUGUGGGAAAACGGAUUGGACUUUGGUCAUGGUGUAGGACAUGGAGUGGGACACUUCUUGAAUGUGCAUGAAGGACCGAUUGGCAUUGGAUAUAGAAGAUAUUCGCCAGAAGGAGCGAUUCAUGAAGGGAUGAUAAUCACGAUUGAGCCGGGUUAUUAUUCAGAAGGGAAAUGGGGGAUUCGAAUUGAGAAUUGUUAUGAGGUUGUGAAAGCACCGAAGACACGUUUGGGUUCGGAUAAUUUCCUGACAUUCGAACCGUUGACUUAUGUACCGAUACAGAAAUCAUUAAUCGAUAAGCAGCUGCUCUCGAAAAAUGAGGUGGAUUGGUUGAAUAGAUACCAUGAAAAAUGUCUAGAAAAGGUCGGAGAGUACCUUUUAAAAGAGAAAAAGAAAGACGUGUACGAUUGGCUGACAAAGGCAUGCAGUCGACUGUGA